AUGUUUAGGGAGAAGGGCUCCAAGUCUGUUAAGCGUUUUGACAGUUGGAGAGUUGCCAAAUGCAUACGCUGCACAAGGUCAAGCUUCCCUAUCUUGCCUUCCGCUACUUACAAUUCAGACGGCCAUGCAAUACUCUUCCCCCAAAGGGGAAAUCCCAUCUAUUUCGUAAAAUCCCCACUCUCAUUCCUUUACCUUGCUGUCAAAUCACAUUUUUGCAAGAAUACCACCCUCGUUCAAAGGAACCCCCUAAGGAUGCCCUUUCGACUUCUGUCAAUGAGAUUACAGUCUAACAAGGCAGAGACCAAGAACUUCAAAGUAAAAGAGAAGACGAUCCCACAUUCAAACCAUCUCCGCAGUAUCAUCAGCACUCAAUUUCCUUACUUUCCUAAUUCUACCAUGUAUUCUUUUUUCUCCCCGGUUUGUUCAUGUAAACUCUCUUGCGCGGCGCUUCUCUUGGUUCUCUGGCUAGAGGCCUCACCUUUCCACGAGAUAAACACCGCAGUCAUCAAGAACUCUGAAGAGCAUCUGAAGACAGUGACCAGCGGCGAUAUUCAUCAAAACAAGGAAUCCGACGAAAUUGCGCGGAAGGCGCUUCAAGUAGUCCGACACCGUAGGCUUGAAAUCACCCUUUCCGCAUCCCAUAGGGGAAAAAGCAGGUUCCAGAAAGAAUUAGUCCAAGAAAAGGAUAUAGUCGGUGAAGUCGAGACUCCAGAUGGAGAAAUGCGAAUGCGGGGUUGGCUAACCUUGGACAAUGUCGCAAUAGAGAAAUUCAAGAAGCACCCAGGGAUCGCCCUUAUAUACGAGGGCUUAAAGCUGUCUCUCGGUGGACGAAAACUCCUAAAAACGUAUGCACUCCCACCCCCACAAAUAUCGAUACUUAGGAAUCUAGGUACCAGUGAUUGA
Molecule: messenger RNA, 903 nt
Organism: Lindgomyces ingoldianus
Lineage: Eukaryota; Fungi; Ascomycota; Dothideomycetes; Pleosporales; Lindgomycetaceae
Exons: 10
Coding region: 1-903 (300 amino acids)
Source: RefSeq, a predicted model, not a curated record